AUGUCAUCUUACGAUAUCGAAUCGGUUCGAACAAAAAUCGCUGCUCUCCAUAAACAACGGGAGAUACAGGAAAUCAUUCGAAAGAAGGAUUUUCUUCUUCAUAUUGUCUUCACGAAAGAGAAGAAGUUCGUGUUGCCGUUUUCCCGUCGGCCAAUCAACUUCGACUGGGAAGCACUCAUUGACGAACACGAUGCAUCGUUGAUUAUACGUUUGUCUAUGAUCGACCUACGCGUGGAUUAUACUCCACCUCGUCCGAAUAAGAAGUUCAUUCGUAUCAUCGACGAAACGUAA
This is a messenger RNA of Adineta ricciae, 291 nucleotides long. NCBI's taxonomy places the organism in Eukaryota, Metazoa, Rotifera, Eurotatoria, Adinetida, Adinetidae. The record is from the annotation of a GenBank genome assembly.